CUUUCCAGGGUUUUGAAAAGAAAAAGAAGAGACAUUUAAAAUUCAAAAAUUUUUGCAUAUACAUACACGUAGCUGGUUUUUUCCCUUUUUUAUUUUGUGCGGAUAUAUGCAUGUAUGAUGAAUAAUUUGUUAUUGUUUCUCCUAUGGAAAAAGGAAAAUAAAGAGAGGUGUAAAAUAUGAAGAAACUCUGAGCUUAUGGUAAAAAUUGAUAACUUUUUUUUUUUGCCAAAAUUUUCAGGGACUAAAUAUUUUUUUGUAGGGAUCGAAACCCCUGAUUUUCUUGGGGGAGAAAGAAGGAAAGUAGUGAUAGCAUUUCACAUAUAAAAAAAUUUGAAAAAAAUAUAUGCAUAAAAUUUGAUAGAAGGAAUUUUAGUGUGAAAUGUUGGCAUUGGUGGAGGGAAAGAGGAGUAGCAGCUGAUGAUGGAGCAAGAAUUAGAUUCAAAGCUUAGGAUAGAAAAUAAUUUACCAAAUCCUCAAAGAUCUAAGAGCUUUGCAUUCAGAGCACCUCAGGAAAAUUUCACAAUCCAAGAUUUUGAAUUGGGAAAGAUCUAUGGAGUUGGUUCUUAUUCAAAGGUUGUCAGAGCAAAAAAGAAAGACACAGGGAAUGUUUAUGCGUUGAAGAUCAUGGACAAAAAGUUCAUCACUAAAGAAAAUAAGACUGCCUAUGUGAAAUUAGAAAGAAUUGUACUUGAUCAGUUGGAUCAUCCUGACAUGGCACUGGAGUCCUGUGAAGGUGGUGAGCUUUUUGAUCAAAUUACCAGGAAAGGUCGUUUGUCCGAGGAUGAAGCACGUUUUUACGCAGCUGAAGUGGCAGAUUCUCUUGAAUAUAUACACAGUAUGGGAUUGAUUCAUCGAGAUAUUAAGCCAGAGAACCUGCUACUCACUUCAGAUGGACGUAUUAAAAUUGCGGACUUUGGCAGUGUAAAACCCAUGCAGGAUAGCAGAAUAACAGUACUUCCAAAUGCAGCAUCAGAUGACAAGGCAUGUACUUUUGUGGGGACAGCUGCAUAUGUCCCUCCUGAAGUUUUAAAUUCUUCUCCUGCAACUUUUGGAAAUGAUCUCUGGGCACUUGGCUGCACCUUAUAUCAAAUGCUUUCAGGAUUUUCACCUUUUAAAGAUACCAGUGAAUGGCUCAUUUUUCAAAGAAUCAUUGCUAGAGAUAUCAGGUUCCCAAAUUAUUUUUCAAAUGAAGCUAGAGAUCUCAUUGAUCAGUUGCUCGAUAUUGAUCCUAGCCGAAGACCAGGUGCUGGACCUGAUGGUUAUGCUUCACUGAAAAACCAUCCUUUCUUUAGUGGAGUUGAUUGGGACAAUUUAAGGUUACAAACUCCUCCACGGCUUGCUGCAGAGCCGAAAGGACACUCUACUCGUACCAGUGGUGAAGAUCAUGAUCCUUCAUGGAAUCCCUCACAUAUAGGGGAUGGUUCAGCUAGACCUAAUGAUGGAAAUGGUGGUACGCCAUCCUCUUCUGAAGCUAAUAGCGUUACCAGGCUUGCUUCAAUCGACUCAUUUGAUUCAAAAUGGAAGCAGUUUUUGGAGCCUGGUGAAUCUGUUCUUAUGAUCUCCAAUGUGAAAAAGAUACAGAAGCUUACAAGCAAGAAAGUUCAGCUUAUCUUGACAAAUAAGCCAAAAUUGAUCUACGUAGACCCCUCAAAGUUGGUGGUCAAAGGGAAUAUUAUAUGGUCCGACAAUUCUAACGAUCUCAAUAUUCAAGUCAUAAGCCCUUCACAGUUCAAGGUUUGCACACCAAAGAAAGUUAUGUCUUUCGAGGAUGCUAAACAACGAGCAAUGCAGUGGAAAAAGGCCAUUGAAACUCUUCAGAACCGGUGAUAUCUAUAUAUCUGCAUUUCAACCAUACUUUUUGAAAAAGAUAUGUAAUUGUAGAGGGUAUAGGGGAUCCAAAAAUGUUGGAUACUCAUACAAAAUACUUAUCAAUAUAAACUCAAUAUACAGGUCUAGAGUAUAGUAGAUAAUUUUCACCAAAAUUUUUUUAUCUUCUUUUGGAUGAAAUGCACAUCCACAUUUGUAUGCUAUAAUCUUGUAAAUGCAAGAACUGAACGAAGUUGGUGAAUUCUCAGCUAUUUCAAAA
Molecule: messenger RNA, 2086 nt
Organism: Solanum lycopersicum (tomato)
Lineage: Eukaryota; Viridiplantae; Streptophyta; Magnoliopsida; Solanales; Solanaceae
Product: 3-phosphoinositide-dependent protein kinase 2-like
Biological process (GO): peptidyl-serine phosphorylation; intracellular signal transduction
Molecular function (GO): ATP binding; protein serine/threonine kinase activity
Source: RefSeq, a predicted model, not a curated record